CCGGGCGUGGUGCGGCUGCGUCGAACGGGUUUUGGCUUUGGUUGGAUACUUUUCAGCGUGAAUGUAUAUUGUGUAAAAACAAAAAGCCAGGCGUUUCCAUGGGCGUUAACUUCAGGUUAAGCUAAUGAAAUUAUAAGACUGAAUUAUGAAUUUUAAACUUAUAUACAUCAUACCAAUAUUAAUACUGCAGUCAUGCUCAGCCCAGGAUUACGGUUCACCUACAUACAAUCCCGAUAAUCAGCUGAACCCAACAAAUGACUACAAUACAAAUGAGCCGAAAUAUGACAGUACAAACAGAAGAUAUUCAAAUAGAAAUCAAUUUGAUGUAAACCAAUACGAUUCUAAUCGUAAUCAGAAUAACGAUCAGAGAUACAACCAAUACGAUACCAGAAAUGAUCCAACAUAUAAUAAAAAUCCGUUUAGUUCUGAUAAUACACCGAGACCAUCAUGGGAUGGCAGUCGUACUUACAGCACUUCUUAUAAAAGUGCUGAAUUGGAACAUGAAAGCGUUAUUAUCAAUGAAGCCACAUACUUCAUUGUUGCCUCUCAAAUGGUUCGGCCAGGCCAAAUAUAUAAAAUAUCAGCUAAUAUACUGAGAGCCCGUCUCCAGAUGACAAUCAGAGCCUCUAUAUCAUGCAAUGGAGUGGAAAUAGCAGAUGUUAUUGAGAAAGUAAAGGAGGGAGUGCCUGAAAUUCUUAAUAUGAGAGUUCCAGCUACAUCAGUCCCAGGUGACUACAAAUUACGCGUUGAAGGCUUGUAUUUAGACGACCCAUUCGGAGGACGCGCAUUUGUAAACGAAUCACAACUGACCUUCUCACGAAGAUUCAUGACAAUAUUUAUACAAAUGGACAAGCCUGUUUAUAUGCAGAGUCAGACAGUUCGAUUUCGUGUGAUACCGAUAAAUACAGAGCUGAAGGCGUUUGGACGAGCUAUCGACGUCUUUAUCCUCGAUCCUAACCGACGUAUCAUGAAAAGAUGGCUAUCAAGACAGAGCAACUUCGGAACGGUGAGCCUGCAAUAUCAGCUGUCGGAUCAGCCGCUGUUCGGCGAGUGGACGGUGCGGGUGGAGGCGCUGGGGCAAGUGGAGGAGGCCCAGUUCCUAGUCGAGGAGUACUAUCAGACCAGAUUCGAGGUGAACGUGACGAUGCCGGCGUUCUUCUUCAACACGGAGCAGUACAUCCACGGGCGGGUGAUGGCCAACUACACGUCGGGCGCGCCGGUGCGCGGCAACCUCACGCUGCGCGCCACGCUGCGGCCCAUCCCGCAGUACCGCCCGCUGCACUUCCGCCGCGGACAGUUCAACAACCGCGCGCCCGCCGGCCCGCAGCCCUCCUCGCAGUACACGCAAGUUCGCCCGAAUUACAAUCCGUACCUGUACAACGAGUCGGGUCGUUCGCCGUACGACCACGACGGGCUGGUGGACGAGUACGGACGGCCGCUUAACUAUCGGCCCGGGCAGCCUAAUCAGAUCGAUCAACCGGAUUGGUGGGUCGAUCCGCAGAAGGUCACCCAUAGGAUGUUUAAUUUUGAUGAAAAAUAUCCGUUCUGGAUGCCGAGGCCGGAUCCGAUCGAGCUCGCACAUCUGAACAUUCCAAACAAUUCCCCGUACAGCACUUCCUCUACCUACAAUUACUACAACAACCCUGACUACCAUAAACUGCCGUAUUUUAGAUUCUUCAAUGGGACAUACAACUUCAAGUACCCCAUGUCUGAGCUAGCUCAGCUGGUGCCUACCCUGGACGGCGUGGAAGUCAUCAUCACCGCAUCCGUCGGUGAUCCGUUCCUGGACGAGGUGAUCGAAGGUUACAGCAUAGCUAGAAUCUUCAACUCAUCGCUGUCGGUAACCUUCCUCGGAGGCGAACUGCAGGUUUUCAAGCCGGCUAUGCCGUUUGAUGUUUACAUGGCGGUGUCGUACCACGACGGGUCGCGGCUGCCGGCGUGGCAGGCGGCGGGCGUGUCGCUGCACGUGUCGGGCACGCUGGAGGGGCGCGGGGGGGCGCUGCAGCCGCGCCGCCCCGUGCUGUUGCCGGGGCACGACGCCGUGUGGCAUCUGCGGCUUGACCUUUACGACCUGCUCGGUCUGGAGAAGGAUCCGAACUACCGUGAGGUGCUGAACAGCGUGACGGGCAUCCGCCUGAGCGCCACGAUGACGGACGCGCUGGGCGGGCGGGCGGCGGCCGACGUGCGGCUGCUGGCGCACGUCAGCCCCGACCACCACCACAUACGCGUCUCCACCUCCACUACCGACGCCAAGGUUGGGGAGUACGUCAUUUUCCACGUGCAGAGUAACUUUUAUAUGGAGUCCUUUAACUACGUGCUUAUGUCGAAAGGCAUCAUCAUAACCAGCGGCCAAGAGAUUAUGCAGGAGGGCGUGCGCACGUUCGCGGUGAGCGUGUCCGCGGAGAUGGCGCCGGUGGCCACGCUGCUGGUGUGGGCGCACCGCCGCCGCGCGCUCGUGCUGGCCGACUCGCUCACCUUCCCCGUCAACGGCGUGUCCACCAACAACUUCACGGUGCACGUGAACAACCGCAAGCAUCGCACGGGCGAGCGCGUCGAGGUGGCCAUCUACGGCGAGCCCGGCGCCUACGUGGGACUGUCCGGUAUCGACCACGCCUUCUACACUAUGCAAGCCGGAAACGAGCUCUCCUACGCCAAGGUAAUAUCAAAAAUGUCUCACUUCGACGAGGCAACGAACGGCACAUUUGCAUACACUUGGCGCUCGCACUUCGGCGACGCUGACGAACUCGUGUACUUCCCUUCGCCGAGUUUUGGUAUCGACGCCAACCGCACCUUUGAUUUCGCUGGUUUGAUAGUGAUGAGCGACGUGGCGGUGUGGCGCCGGCCCAGCCAGUGCAACGUGUCGCUGGGCUACGCGGAGUGCCUGGACGGGGCCUGCUACCCGUUCGACAAGCGCUGUGACGGCACCCCCGACUGCGCAGACAGGACUGAUGAAGCUAAUUGCAAGCACGACGACUCGUUCGAGCUGGCGCACUUCCGCAAGUUCCGCUUCAACCGCAUCCUGCGGCAGUACGAGAACGUGUGGCUGUGGCGCGACGUGAACAUCGGGCCGCACGGGCGCUACGUGUUCACGCUGGACGUGCCGGCCGCGCCCGCGCACUGGACGCUGUCCGCCUUCGCCAUGUCGCCCGGCGCCGGCCUCGGCAUGCUGGCGCGCCCGCUCACCUACGUAGGCAUUCUACCCUUCUUCAUAAAAGUGGAGGGACCGGAUCGCUGCAAGCAGGGCGAGCAGCUCGGCCUGCGCGUGGCCGUGUUCAACUACCAGCCGCAAAACAUCGAGGCCGUCGUCGUGCUCGCCUCGUCGCCGGACUACAAGUUCGUGCACGUGGAGGAGAAUGGAAUUGUGCGGUCGUACAACCCGCGCACGUCGUUCGGCGAGCACCAGUUCUUCGUGUACAUCCUGGCGGGCGACGCGGCCGUGGUGCACGUGCCCGUGGUGGCGGCGCGCCUGGGCCGCGUGCGCGUCGACGUGCUGGCCGCCACGCUGCAGGGCACGCACCGCGCCUCCAAGUACAUCACCGUCGAGGCCGACGGCAUCCCGCAGUAUCGACACCAGUCCAUUCUGCUGGACCUGUCGAAUCGCGCCUACGUAUUCCAGUACAUGCACGUCAAUGUGACAGAGACGCCCAUCAUCCCGUACGAAGUGGACCGAUACUACGUGUUCGGGUCGAACAAAGCGAGGAUAUCUAUAGUUGGCGACGUGGUGGGACCGCUCUUCCCUACGAUGCCAGUUAACGCGACUAGUCUCCUCGAUCUACCGAUGGAUUCAGCAGAACAGAACAUGUUCAGCUUCGCCGCGAACAUGUACUUGACACUCUACAUGCGUCUCAUCAAUCAACGGAACCGCACGCUCGAGCGCGACGCCUUCUACCACAUGAACAUCCUGUAUCAGAGGCAGCUGUCCUUUAUGAAGCCAGAUGGCUCCUUCAGCCUGUUUCGCAGUGACUGGAACCAAUCGGCAUCAAGUGUAUGGCUGACGUCAUUCUGCGCUAAGAUAUUCCAAGAUGCGUCCUUCAACGAGUGGGAGAACUUCAUAUAUAUUGAUCCUGAUGUAAUCUCGAUGGCGGUCUCGUGGGUGCUGGAGCAUCAACGGCCCGAAGGUGCCUUCUACGAGGUGACGUGGUUGCCAGAUCGCAACGCCAACAGCACCAUCAACGUGCCGCUCGACUCGCAGCUGUACCGCGAUGCCGGGUAUCAGUUGAAAGGCCUAAAGGUCAACAAUUCGAUAAUAUUGCAACGUAACCUUACACUCACCGCGCAAGUGGUUAUUACUCUGGAAUCAGUUAAAAACCUCAAGGAUAUUGGCAUACGAGAGGGGCUGAGCGCGAUGGUGUCGACGGCGCAGCAGCGCGGCGUGGCGUGGCUGGAGCGCCACCUGCAGCUGCUGCACGAGUGUGGGGAGCCGCUGGCGCUGGCGCUCGUUGCCUACGCGCUCACUGCCGCCAAGGCGCCCAGCUCCGAGCACGCCUUCCGCCUGCUCAAGCGCCACCAGCGCACCGAGGGUGGACUAGUUUAUUGGGGCAAGGAGCCGGUUCCACAGCCGCCGUAUAAGAUGGAGAAUCAGAAACCGUUCUUGUUGCCACGUUUGCCGUACAAGUACGACUCGAAUAAUAUUGCGGCUACAGCCUACGCUCUGUUAGCUUGUAUGGACCACCAGGACAACAAUGAACCAAUCGUAAUGUGGCUCAAUUCUCAAAGAUUGAGGGAUGGUGGCUGGGCUUCUACACAGGACACAUAUAUAGCACUGCGAGCACUGAUCGAGUACACGAACCGCAAACGCCUGCGAGACGUGAGCUCGCUGCACGUGAGCGUGGACGCGGUGGCGCUGCACGGCGACACUCGGACGCUGCGCGUGCGCAACGACAACCUCGCCACCAUGCAGACUAUCGAUAUCCCGGAGGCGUGGGGCACGGUGAAGGUGACGGCGCGCGGCGCGGGGUACGCCAUCCUGCAGAUGUCGGUGCAGUACAACGUGGACAUCGCGCGCUUCCAGACCAACCCGCCCGAGCGCGCCUUCUCGCUGCUGGCGCACGCGCACUACCGCGGCCGGAACCAGUCGCACAUCGACUACCAGACCUGUGCCAGUUGGACGUUGAUGUCGGAGUCUCCGCGUUCGGGUAUGGCGGUGCUGGAGGUCGGCAUCCCCACGGGCUACAUGAUGCAGCAACAGCGGCUCGACUCGUACGUGCUCUCCCGAGCGGUGCGUACGCUGCAGCGCGCCAAGUACCACCCCGAUAAGCUGCUUUUCUACUUUGACUAUCUGGAUCAUGAAACGACGUGCGUGAACUUCACGAUUGAGCGGUGGUACCCCGUCGCUAACAUGUCGCGUUACCUGCCCAUACGAGUAUAUGACUAUUACGCUCCCGAGCGUUUCAACGAGACAAUAUUCGACGCGCUGCCCACGUACCUUCUAAACAUUUGUGAGGUGUGCGGCUCGUCUCAGUGCCCGUACUGCGCCAUCUACAACGCUGCAUCACAGGUCUUCGCCAUACCCGUACUGUUGCUACUGACACUCGUCAUCUUAGUAAGGAAUGUACGUUUAACUACGUAGCGUUCAUGAGUAUUCGAUUAGUGUUACAAAGUGUAAUCUACACAAGUAGAUUUAGACCAAAAUGUAUACAAAACAAAAACGGCACAGACUAAAUCACAAAAAAAAAAUAUAUAUCUGAUUAUUUCUAUUGUUGAUAAUUCUACACUUAUUAAAACUAUUAAAUUCUUAAAUAUUCAAAUUUACUUUCGAAGAAACGAUUGACAUUUGUUGUGUCUACAUUUUUUGUAAUUUCAAAUGAAAUAAACCAGUGUUUACUAGGCAAUAAUUGAAAAUUAAGAGCUUUAUAUAAAAAUCUCAUAGUGAUAAAAAAUAUUAACAAUUUUUCGAAUGUUAAAAGAGUAAAUUACAAUAUACUUACGAUUAUGAUAUGCUAAGCGUCCCCCGUAAAACGAAACAUAUGAGGUUGUAUGUAACAUGCGACGACAUUUGCAUGGAAACAAUGACGGACACAAAAAUAAAAUUUUAUCCGAAAUUUAAAAAAACAAUAGGAUUUGUGAAAGGAUUCUAUUGUAAUAAAGCUUAAAACAAAUGACACGAAAUGUGCAAAAAGAUGUUUCUAGUUAAUUAAAAUUUACCCAUCAGAUGAUUGGACAUAUCAGAUUAUUGUAUGUAAUCGGUUAUCAUUCGUGGCUUGCCUUCGUUUUCGUUUCUUUAAUAAAAAUUAAUAGAAAUUAGUACAGUUUCAGUAUCAAGAAGCAUUUUCGUGCUUCAGUAAUUCGGGUGAAAAUAACAGCUACAUUGCUUCUUAAAAACGCGCGCGAGUUUGUGCAGUUACACUAACUCGUAUCAUGGUCCUACUACGAUAAUAGAUCCGAAUAAUCUUUCUAAUCUUAAAAAGCUUUAUUGAACUUUUAAAUUUUCUUCGAAGAAGUACUUUUAAUAUUUUUUUAAAGAGUUAUCGCAUGUAUAUUCAUACCAGUGUAAUUUUACAAUAAAUAAUGAACUAAACUAAUGAGCUUUUUUGUAAAGGUUUUU
Nymphalis io (European peacock) is the source of this 6544-nucleotide messenger RNA. RefSeq names its product CD109 antigen (gene Mcr). The record is from RefSeq and is a predicted model, not a curated record. Lineage: Eukaryota; Metazoa; Arthropoda; Insecta; Lepidoptera; Nymphalidae. Gene Ontology annotation, molecular function: endopeptidase inhibitor activity; protein binding. Gene Ontology annotation, cellular component: extracellular region. Bases 146 to 5569 code for a protein of 1807 amino acids. The transcript has 34 exons.